AUGGCCAAGCCAGGAAAGAAUGCAUAUGGUAUCGUUCAACAAUUCUUUAUCCACAAGAAAAACAACCCACCCCUCAAAACCUUCGCCUCGUCUGCAGUGAAGAUGAUGGUCGAUUACAGCUUCGAUGGCCUUGAUAUCGACUGGGAGUACCCUGCUGAUUCCACAGAACCUCAGUAUUUUGUGACGCUGUUGGAGGCUUGUCGGAAUGCUCUCGAUUCCUAUUCCUCCAAGCAGCAUUUUGAUUACAAGAAUAUGAUGGCGUAUGACUACGCCGGCGGUUUCGACGAAUCUUCCACAGGCCACCAGUCCAACAUAUUCAAAGACGGGCCCAACCCCAACGCCACCAAGUUCAAUACAGACGACGCGAUUAAGUCCUACCUAAGUCAAGGCAUUGACCCACAGAAGAUAAACCUCGGUCUGCCCCUCUAUGGCCGAUCCUUUGAAGCAACAAAAGGCAUUGGCAGAUUGUACUCGGGAGUAGUAGCCAGUGAUGCAGACCCUCCUGGAACUGUCGAGGAGUGGGACGAUAUUGCCAAAGAGUCAUACAGUAUCGAUCAUGCUACGGGCGAACUCAUCACAUACGACAACGUCCGGGCGGCCGAGGCGAAAUUAUAGGAUGUCUUCAACCGGAAACGGGAGGUGCCUUAUUCUGGGAAACCAGUGA
Pseudomassariella vexata is the source of this 664-nucleotide messenger RNA. Its product is annotated as glycoside hydrolase superfamily. Gene Ontology annotation, molecular function: chitin binding; chitinase activity. The transcript has 4 exons. Gene Ontology annotation, cellular component: extracellular region. NCBI's taxonomy places the organism in Eukaryota, Fungi, Ascomycota, Sordariomycetes, Amphisphaeriales, Pseudomassariaceae. Bases 1 to 615 code for a protein of 204 amino acids. The record is from RefSeq and is a predicted model, not a curated record. Gene Ontology annotation, biological process: chitin catabolic process; carbohydrate metabolic process.